This is a messenger RNA of Adineta steineri, 1296 nucleotides long. NCBI's taxonomy places the organism in Eukaryota, Metazoa, Rotifera, Eurotatoria, Adinetida, Adinetidae. The record is from the annotation of a GenBank genome assembly.
AUGUUGGUUCGUAUUUCGCCUGUUCGUGGCCUUAUAAUUCUAGUUCUUUUUGCAACUACUACAUAUUUUAUUUUUUCACGAUGGCUAUCUUCAAAUAAUUUAUCUUAUGAAACGGAUCAAGUAAUAGUUCAUUCAUCAUUAUCUCCAUCACAAAAUGAACAAUCAUUACAUUCUCAAUCAAAAUUUACAGACAUGCCCAUGCAUAAUGAAAUUGGUCAAUUACAAUUUUAUCCACUUAGGAUUUUGCCAUCGGAACUUAGUCAACCAGCAGUUAAACGUGAAUACAUAACAAAGCCUUUAUCUUACAAUGAUACAUCAUUUCGUGAAUCGUCUGCACCUAUUUUAUGGCUUGAUAAAUAUGGUGAUGUUCGAUGGAAUAAAGCUGCUGAAAAUGGUAUGAUCAAUUAUCUUACACAAAAACAAUUUCCUAAUCUUGAUAAAAUUGGAGAUUGGUCGGUAACUAAAAAUGAAGUUUUAAAUUUAUGCCGUAAACAAUCAAUAUUUAUUUUACAUCAACAUUGGUCAGGAUUUUUUAGUCGAGUUCUUUGUUUCAUAGCUCAAUUUGGUCAAACUCUCUACAGUCCACGUAUUGCUGUAUUUCGUGGGACUCGAUUUUCAGUUGAACGUGGACAACAAGAUGAUUUUUUAGGUCUGGGUAUUAAACGUUAUUUUCUUCCGAUGUCAAUCUGUACAGCAUAUGAAAAUCAUCCAGACAUGAGUGAUUUAACGAAACUUAUUCAAAGUGAUGUAGAAGUACAACAAAUUACACGUACAAUUGACUUACUUGAAUAUAGAAGUAAUAAAGUAGAUCGUCCAUUAAUAUCAAAUGAAUUUUGGAAAAUGGAUUAUCAUCAUGUACCUAUACGAAAAUGGUUAUUUGAUCGAAAAAAACCACGAGUUUCAUAUGAAUCUCCCGUUGAAAUUCUUUCUGAUCACUCCGAUGAACAUAUUUACGGUUAUAAUAAUGAAAAAAAUGUUUCAAUUGGUGAUUGGAUUAAUACUAAUAAACCCGAUGCAUUUUCUUCUGAUCUUGUAAACAAAAAUCUUACUAAAUUAACUUGGCAAGAUUAUGUCUUUGGUUCAUUUCUUCGUUAUAUGUUUGUUUUAUAUUUUUAUUCACAAAAUGCUCCACGUAUUGAAAUUAGUACAAAAAUAUUAACUCAACAUUGGUCAAGUUAUUUAAUUGAUAAAUACUCCGUUCCACGAGAUAAAAAUGUAUUUGAUAAACUUGCUGGUCUCUAUAUUCGUCGAGGAGAUAAAUCAGUUGAAGAUUCAUUUUGGGCUAAACAUCAACGU